AGAUCGAUGUACGUCUCGUGUAUUGCCUGUAUUUUUGUUUGCCCUGCUAACGUGUGUGCUACUGCUUUCGCCUUCACUGCUAGGGCAACAAUGUUGCGUACGCUCUCGCUGGUGAAGGGAAGAGGAUGUCGCCCGACGAAGCUCCCAAUCGAACACUACAAGUGCUCUCUCUCUCGAAAAAGACAACAACCGACACUCUUCGUAAAGAGUACGAGAAAUUCGGCAUGGUGGAGAAUGCUUUUGUGGUCUGGGAUCAUGCAAAAAACGAGAACAAAGGCUACGGUUUCGUUACGUAUCGCGCGAAGGCCGGGGCUGACAACGCGUUGAAGUCUCCUGCGAUGAAGAUCGAUAGCCACGAUGUCGUUCACGCUCUGGCUAGUGAAGGAAAUAUGCACCACCUGAAAGAAGCGAAUGCUCGGUCGCUGAUAGUUCGUCACAUCUCAAGGUCAAAAACUACCGAGGAAUCUCUUCGCGAAACAUUUGAACAGUUCGGUGAAGUGGAGAGUACUCAUGUGGUGCGGGAUACAGAGACAGGGGAGAGCAAAGGCUUCGGUUUCGUUACUUUCCGCGAGAAAGCAGCAGCCUUACAGGUUCCGCAGAAAUCGAUCAAGCUCCAUGGAAAGAAGGUCUUGUGCUUGCCGAGAAUGGCCCGCCGCUAAUGGCAUGCACCUUUCAUCACGUUCCCAAGUACCCAACCAUGCAGUGGUUCGGUUUGGUUGGUAACCGGACGCGUUCGUUAGGCCGGAGCCCCUUUCUCAAAGUGUACCUUCACGAUCCGCCUUUCAGAGGGCAAGGCGGCGGCUAUAACGUUGCCUAUAGAUUUUUCAAGACUUCCUUAGUGAAGAUGC
This is a messenger RNA of Phytophthora sojae, 848 nucleotides long. RefSeq lists its product as hypothetical. Gene Ontology annotation, molecular function: RNA binding. The transcript has 3 exons. NCBI's taxonomy places the organism in Eukaryota, Oomycota, Peronosporomycetes, Peronosporales, Peronosporaceae. The coding region runs from base 126 to 659 and encodes 177 amino acids. The record is from RefSeq and is a predicted model, not a curated record.